Messenger RNA from Cajanus cajan (pigeon pea), 1649 nucleotides. RefSeq names its product vicilin-like seed storage protein At2g28490. The record is from RefSeq and is a predicted model, not a curated record. Lineage: Eukaryota; Viridiplantae; Streptophyta; Magnoliopsida; Fabales; Fabaceae.
GUGAGUGAGGUUAUUACAUUAUGGGAAGCAGAGUGAGCCUCUUGAUCUUGUUCCUCGUUCUUUGUCAUAGCUUGUCAGUGACAAUGGGGCGGUUCUGGAGGAAAGAGGUGGAAGAGAGAGAAGAUCCAGACAAAUUGUUCUUGAUGCUCAAAUCCAAGCGCGUUGCCAAAACUGACGCUGGGGAGAUGAGAGUGCUCGAAAGCUAUGGUGGUAGGGUUUCGGAGAGAAGCUUGCACAUUGGUUUCAUCACUAUGGAACCAAGGUCCCUCUUCGUUCCUCAGUACCUCGACUCCACUAUGAUCAUAUUCCUGCGUUCAGGGGAAGCAAAGGUGGGAUUCAUAUACAGAGACAGGUUGGCAGAAAGGCAUUUGAAGAUGGGAGAUGUAUAUCAAAUUCCAGCAGGUUCUGCAUUCUAUCUGGUGAACAUGGAGGAUCAAAAGCUUGACAUUAUCUGUAGCAUUGACCCCUCUGAGAGCUUAGGAGUUGAUAUUUUCCAGUCCUUCUAUAUUGGAGGAGGAGCCCAUCCAGCCUCAGUCCUUUCUGGAUUCGAGCCUGAAAUCCUUGAAGCUGCUUUUAACGCAUCAGGAGCAGAGUUGAGAAAACUCUUCACUAGGCAAUACGAGGGCCCAAUUGUGCAUGUGGGCGAUUCACAUGCCACAAGCAUAUGGACCAAGUUCCUUGAACUUAAAGAGGAAGAUAAACUUGAGCACAUGAGGGAGAUGAUGCAAGAAGAAGAAGAGGAAGACGAAGUGGAGGAAGAGGAAGAAUCUGGUGAAGAAGAAGAGCAACAAACAAGAUGGUCAUGGAGGAAGCUGUUGGAAACUGUAUUUGGAGAUGAGGCGGUGAGGAGGGAGAAGGGUACUAGAAGACCCCCUCGCUCUUGCAACCUGUAUGAGCGAAAGCCAGAUUUCGAAAACAGGUAUGGCUGGAGCGUUGCUAUUGAUGGCUCUCAUUAUUUUCCACUCAAAAGGUCUGGCGUUGGGCUUUACCAUGUGAAUCUCUCAGCGGGAUCAAUGAUGGCACCCCAUAUGAAUCCAAGGGCAACAGAGUACGGCAUAGUGCUAAAAGGGACAGGGAGAAUCCAAAUAGUGUUUCCAAACGGAAGCAAUGCAAUGGACGCAGAGAUAAAAGAAGGGGACGUGUUCUUCAUUCCAAGGUACUUUGCGUUCUGCCAAAUGGCAUCAAGGGGUCAACCACUAGAGUUCUUCGGCUUCACCACCUCGGCUCAGAGGAACAGGCCACAGUUUCUUGUGGGUGCCACGUCACUGAUGAGGACCAUGCUGGGGCCCGAGCUUGCGGCUGCGUUUGGCGUCACCCAAGAAACCAUGCGACGCGUCGCCAAUGCACAACACGAAGCUCUGAUUCUACCCAUAACAUCAUCAUCAUCGGCUUCUCAUUCCCAUUUUCCUAGUGCUAGCUACUCAGAAUAACAUCCAACUUAACAUUCACCUUCUUUUUUUUUUUCUUUUUUUUUCUUUCCUCGCACCUUUUCUUAUCUAAUUUUAUGACAAUUGAGACCCUACGUAGUCAAUAAAGUCAACUGUUUUCAUUCACCUAAAUUAAUUGGUUUCUCCUUUCAAAGUUUAAACACUUACUAUUUACUUUUUUUUUUUUUUUGGGGUAAUAUUUACUAGUUAUUAUGCUCCCUC